Malus domestica (apple) is the source of this 811-nucleotide messenger RNA. The record is from RefSeq and is a predicted model, not a curated record. NCBI's taxonomy places the organism in Eukaryota, Viridiplantae, Streptophyta, Magnoliopsida, Rosales, Rosaceae.
CGUGAUCCUAACCCUAGAUAGAUAUUUCCGUCAUUUAAGCACCCUAAGGCAUACAAGUAUGUUCAUUCUUGUUACAAGAAAGCAGCAUACUUGAGAGCCUACACUCCUUAUAUCCAAUCCAUGCCUAGUCAAGAAUUUUGGUCACCUACAAAUCACCAACCCGUUGCACCUCCAAAGUAUCAUAAGCAAGCUGGUAGGCCAAAGAAGCUGAGGGCAAGAGAGAAAGAUGAGCCACAACCACCAUCAACCUUAAACAAAUUGCCUAAAUGCUUCAGUAAGGUCACUUGUGGAAUGUGUGGCAAGAAAUGUCAUAAUUGUACAACAUUCGGGAAGAAGCAACGACAAGCUUCACAGGCCUAUGUAGAAGCUGGGAGAGGACAAACUUGUGGGACAAAUGAAAUUGGCCAUAACUCACCAACUACUAAAAGUGGGCAAACACAAGCAAUGCAUGCCACUGGAGGAAAUAUGGGAAGUGAAACUCCACCAAAUCAGGGACAAGAACAAUCUGCAUCUAAUGCAAGUUCUUUUGACCUAUGUCUUUGUCCCUUUCUCGUGUGUGCUUUUAUAACCCAAUGCCAUCUGUUAAUUUUUCAGGUUUUUUAUUAUUUAUUAUUUUUAUUAUUUGUAGGUUUCUAAAAGGCGUAGUGUGAAAUGAAAUGCAAAAGGCAAGUCAGUGCACAAUUCAAGAAAGCCACCUGAAAACUGUAGAAUCUGAAGGAAAUCAUUUGGAAAUUUAGACUUUUUGUUAAUGUCAAUUUUUUUUUUUUUUUGAUGAAGACAAUGUUGUGAACUUUAAGCCCUGUUUUUUAUU